Messenger RNA from Diaporthe batatas, 2310 nucleotides. RefSeq lists its product as uncharacterized. The record is from RefSeq and is a predicted model, not a curated record. The coding region runs from base 1 to 2310 and encodes 769 amino acids. The transcript has a single exon. NCBI's taxonomy places the organism in Eukaryota, Fungi, Ascomycota, Sordariomycetes, Diaporthales, Diaporthaceae.
AUGGCAGCAGAACAUGAAGAGAACUCGCAGCCGCCAAUACGCAGCUACAUUGAAGCAUUCAGGCCGCUUGUGCCAACAGAAGAUACAGGGUCGACCGCACGACUACAGCACAUUUUUGUGAAAAACGGGUCGCCGGCGUCGUUUGGCCAUGUCGUGUCAGAGCAGUGGCAUACAGACCACACGAACGGACGGAGCACGUGGGCUGUCGUCGAUUCCAACACGGAGUGUCUACUCCUCGCGACAGACCUAGUCGACGGGGCCACAAACAUCCCUGGACAGAAGGUCGAUACUGAGCUCGUCAGGUUCCCAUCGGCAGACGGAAAGAUACCGGGCUCUGGAAUAGUCAUCAUGUCCUUCCGGGAGCUGGUCACGACCCUGAGCGCAUGCCGGGGCCCAGGUCCCGUGUGGCAGUGGGACGCCGCACUGGGCAACCCGACCGUCGUCAUGAAUUUCGCAUGGGGCGACAUGAGUUUCGACAUGGCGUUUGCCUGUCCACUGUUGGCGAAGGUAAUCGAGGCCACGACAGGAAUAGAUGCUGGGGGCCUUAUGGCUUGUACGGUCUCGAGCGAAAAUAAACGGUACUUUGGCAAAGAGUGGAAGCUGGUCGAGACGCAAGAAAUAACGUCACUCACGAGAGGCGACAGGCCCAGGCCAACGUUCAGGGGCUCGGACAAGUGGACUGUAAACGACGGCCAGGAACGCAUGUUUGACGAGAUCAAGGGGUCCCUCUCGGACAUCUUGGAGCACGGCUCGAGGGCCCGUGAGCAGAGGUCUCUGUUGCUGGCGGAGCCGAGAGUGGCCGACCUCCUUGGGUCGGGUGCUCGAGCCGUCGUAGAAGUGGGCAGUUGCGAGACGCUGCGGUCACAAGAGAUGCAGGAUAUAGACAUAUCACUCGGCGGCAGUCUGACUUACUUAGGCCAACUGCGAAUGAUCAGCGACGUGGUGAUAUACCCAUACUUUAGUGGAUACACCGACAGCGACGGCCAACUAGUCGCCAUGACGGCCUGGAACGGGGUGCCGCGGUCACAGGCGGAGAUCAACUACUACAGCCGAUGCAACCAAGAGUCUGACACCCAGCCACGGGUCCACAUCCUGACCAGCGAGAAGCGCUUCCGGGAGUUACCCACCCACUGCGAGACGUCACCAGCGCAUACCCUACACCUAGGGCGACUGUUACUCUGCUGCAAAUUCGUGUGGCCCGAGCUGCCCUUGGCGGACGUGCCUGUCCUCUUGCCGGAGUACGACGCGGCCGUGAUGCUGCAGCUGAUGUACCUGCGCAACAAGGGCCUCAUCGCCAGGCCUGCAGUCGCCACUGGCGAGGUGAACCGGCCCGGCCAGGCGGGGAAGCCAGAGCUGUACAGGAUGAUGGACCUGACCGCACUGGGGUCCAAGACGGCUGUCAUCCUGCUGCACGGCGUGCACGGCCUUACCAGCGCGCACCUGCUGGCACAGCUUAUGGACACGCCCGAGGAGCAGCGUACCACAGCCACUGUUGAGGCCUUUCUCGCCAUGUCCGUCCUGUCCGAGCCCCGUGAUCUCAGCAGGAGGACCCCCCUGUGUGGCGACAUAAGCGUGACGGCAGGGAAGGACCAUGACCGGACAUGGUACGAUACUAACCUCAAGGGCAUCGCAAGCGGGAACGCUGGUCGCGGGCCCGUCUGGUUGGCGGCAGGCCUCUGGCAGGAGCUGAUGCAUAACUACGAGUUCAGGGCGCCUCUGGGGCAAAGCAAUCGGCGGCAGCACGAGUACCCCCCGGCCGUGUUCAAUAAUGGUAGCAUCAAGGUGGACGUCGAAGAAACACUUGACUGGGACGAUCGUCUCGUGGUUUUCAGCAAGAUCCUCACGGACCAUACGGGUAUACCGGCGGUCAUCGAGCUAAAGGAUACCCCCCUAACAGCCCCGGAGUUACUGGCUGUGGAGGUCGCUCUCGUAAGGGCGUUCAUGGAUCGAAUAAUGAUCAUGGAGGAUCAUGGCAAAGACUUCAAGGCCUGCGACAUGGCGUCAGGCCUCCAGCUCGGUCGGCCCGUCAAGGAACAGGAAGAUCAGAUCUGGUUCGAGGAUUGCGAAUCCCGCGACAGGCUGAAGAGCGGCCUGACGUUCCCCGUCAUCUUCUGUGUCUACAGCCACCUGAUCGAGGCCGUCAAUAAUGGUCUCGUAACCAUGCACCCUGUUGACGUUACAGUCGUGUCUGCAAGAGCAGUGCGUCUCGCCCUCGAGGGAACGAUGGCACACGUGCGGGUCCGGACUAGUCUCAGCACGGCGCGGCUACUCAGGGAGCGGGCGAGGCAGGCCAGCCUCGGCCAGACGUGA